This is a messenger RNA of Dentiscutata erythropus, 1159 nucleotides long. Lineage: Eukaryota; Fungi; Glomeromycota; Glomeromycetes; Diversisporales; Gigasporaceae. The record is from the annotation of a GenBank genome assembly.
AUGUCUUCGUUAACGGGUUGCUAUUUUGAUCCUUCUGAACGAGUUGGUAAACUCAUCGAUAAUGGGUUGUUAGAGAUAACUCAUAUUCUCGGUGUAGGAGCAUAUGGGGUGGUUUAUUCAGCAAAAAAUGUAAUUAAUGAACGAGUUUAUGCUGUAAAAUGUAUGCCAAAAAUCGAUGCACGACAGCAUGGAUUACAUAUUACAGAGAUUAGUCUUCAUGCUCAACUUACCGGUCAUCCAAAUAUUAUUAGUUUAGAAAAAAUUAUUGAUACUGAAGAUUCUUUAAAUGUUGUUCUUGAAUAUUCUAAUGAAGGAGAUUUAUUCACAAUGAUCACGGAAAAAGGUUCAUAUCUUGGAAAUGACGAUCUUAUAAAACAAGUUUUUGUUCAAUUAUUGGAUGCUGUUCAGUUUUCACAUUAUAAUGGAAUUUAUCAUCGUGAUUUAAAACCAGAAAAUAUUCUUGUUUUUGAUGAUGGAAUGACUGUAAAACUUGCUGAUUUUGGUUUGGCAACAACAGAUGCUCGAUCAAAAGACUUUUGUUGUGGGUCAACUUUUUAUAUGAGUCCAGAAUGUCAAGGAGGGCUUUACGAGAGAGUAUCAAGUUAUGCAACAGCUCCCAAUGAUGUCUGGUCAUUGGGUAUUAUUCUAAUUAAUCUUGUUUGCGGUCGUAAUCCAUGGCAACAAGCUUCUCUUAGUGACGAAACAUUUUCUGCAUAUAUCCAAAAUCCUGAGUUUUUAAAGACUAUUCUCCCAAUUUCUGAUGAACUUAAUGAAAUUUUAAAUGAUGUUUUUGAACUCGAUCCUGAAAAGCGUAUAUCGUUGAGUGAAUUUAAAGAACGUGUUCUGGAAUGUGAUGAUUUUCUCAUGCCGGAAUAUGCAACGUUCUGUAAAAUGCUCGUUGAACAAGAAGAAAUUGAUAUAUCACCAGAAAUACCUGAAAUUUCACAUGAAAUGUGUAGUCAAUCUUCCACGUCUUCAGCAUGUUCAUGGCAUUCCAUGAAUUCGGAAAUGGAUUUCUCUGUUCCUCCAGCUGAAUUUUUAGAUGAUUACGAUAAUUGUUCUGAACCAACAAAUUCCACCCUUCUAUCAACAUUAGCUACCAAUCAACCUGACAUGAUUAAAUGUUUCGAUAAUGACCCAAUAAUUAGUUUGAAAUGUG